Aspergillus luchuensis is the source of this 306-nucleotide messenger RNA. RefSeq lists its product as uncharacterized. Bases 1 to 306 code for a protein of 101 amino acids. The record is from RefSeq and is a predicted model, not a curated record. Lineage: Eukaryota; Fungi; Ascomycota; Eurotiomycetes; Eurotiales; Aspergillaceae. The transcript has a single exon.
AUGACCUCCGAGCACCAGCGGGGAACUGUGUCAGCCAAACACAACAGAACCCUACCUGGUCAUUAUCCUCAAGCUCAUGACGAGAGCCAGAACGGUACAGUAGUCCUGUCGGAUGAUCUGCCCGUUUCCCAACCAUCGGCUCCCGGAUUCCCAGAUUCCUGGGUUUUGGUUUUGCCCAGGUGUCGCUGGGCUGCCUCAUUGUUGCGAGAUCUCCGCCCCGCGCGUGACCAGACGGGCAAUGCCCAAGGGCCUGUCAUGUGUGACCCGUCACCAAGGUCGGGAUCUGUCGAGCGGACCAUAAUCUGA